Molecule: messenger RNA, 3873 nt
Organism: Bufo bufo (common toad)
Lineage: Eukaryota; Metazoa; Chordata; Amphibia; Anura; Bufonidae
Gene: ZRANB3
Product: zinc finger RANBP2-type containing 3
Exons: 21
Coding region: 98-3415 (1105 amino acids)
Biological process (GO): replication fork processing; DNA repair
Cellular component (GO): nuclear replication fork
Molecular function (GO): zinc ion binding; ATP binding; endonuclease activity
Source: RefSeq, a predicted model, not a curated record
CGGCGCGCGAAGUUUGAAUGACGUCAUUUGGCUGAUUCCCUUGACAUAGCCGCUGGUUGGUGGGAGUUCGUCACUGGAGGCCGCUGUCAGUUGAAGAAUGGCGAAGUCAAGAGUUAAACAGAGAGAAUCGGAUCCGGAAGCCGCUGACAGGUUAUCGUGCCUUCCCGAAAAGCUGCAAAACAGGCUGCUCCCAUUUCAGAGAGAAGGAGUCCUGUUUGCCCUGCAGAGGCAUGGAAGGUGUAUGAUUGCGGAUGAGAUGGGCCUCGGGAAAACUCUCCAGGCGAUUGCCGUGGCUUUUUGCUACCGUGAAGAAUGGCCGCUGCUCAUUGUUGUUCCCUCCUCCUUGAAGUAUCCAUGGAUUGAGGAAAUGGAGAAGUGGAUCCCGGAGCUGGGACCAGAGGACAUAACAGUCAUUGAGAACAAGACAGAUGUUGGGAGGAUAUCCACUUGCAAAGUGACGGUUUUGGGGUACGGCCUAUUAACCGCCGACGCUAAGACGCUGAUCGACGCCCUGUAUAAGCAGCACUUCAGAGUAGUUCUAGUCGACGAGUCUCACUACAUGAAAUCACGAAACGCUUCUCGGAGCAAACUUCUGCUGCCGAUUGUCCAGAAAGCGACAAGAGCCCUUCUUCUCACCGGGACGCCGGCGCUCGGAAGACCCGAGGAGCUUUAUAUGCAGAUCGAUGGACUGUUCCCCAGACUAUUCGGAACGUGGACGGAAUAUGCCAAGAAAUACUGUAACGCUCAUGUCAGGUAUUUCGGCAAUAGGACUCAGUGGGAUUACAGAGGAGCCUCCAAUUUAGAUGACUUACACCAGCGAUUAAGCAGCAUCAUGAUCAGGCGAUUGAAGAAUGAGGUUCUAACCCAGCUACCGCCCAAAAUCAGGCAGCGGAUACCCUUUGAUCUGCCGAAGGACGUGGCCAAGGAAAUGAAUCAAAGUUUUGAAGAAUGGGAAAGACUAAUGAGAUGUCCAGAAUCGGCACCUUCAGAUUCCGGGAGCCCCUUCAUUCAGGUCAUGGGCAUGAUUACCCGCAUGUUUAAGCAGACGGCACUGGCAAAGGCUGGAGCCGUGAAAGAUUACAUUAAAAUGAUGUUAGAAAAUGAGAAGCUGAAGUUCCUGGUGUUCGGGCACCAUCUCUCCAUGCUCCAGGCCUGCACAGAGGCCGCCAUCGAGAGCAAGGCCCGUUACAUUCGAAUUGACGGCAGCGUGCCAUCUGCUGAGAGGAUCCACCUGGUUCACCAGUUCCAGAGCGACCCGGACACCCGCGUAGCUAUUCUUAGCAUCCAAGCUGCCGGACAGGGGCUGACACUCACGGCCGCCACACAUGUCGUCUUUGCCGAGCUUUACUGGGAUCCAGGUCACAUCAACCAAGCCGAAGACAGAGCGCACCGCAUCGGGCAGAGUAGCUCCGUGCACAUCCAUUAUCUGAUCGCCAAGGGGACCCUGGACACCCUGAUGUGGGGCAUGCUGAACAGGAAGGCAAAAGUUACCGGUAACACGCUAAACGGCAAGAAGGAUAAGAUUCAGGCCGAAGUAGACGACGAGGAAAAAUGGGACUUCUUGAGCUUUGCCAAAUCAUGGACUCCGAACGAAGAACUGGAUGAGAUGAAAGACCAGCUCUUUACUCACUUCGAGAAAGACAAGCAGCAUGACAUCCGCUCGUUCUUCUCCCCUAAACCUGACGGAGAAAAAAAACGCAAGAGGGUUGUUGGAGAAGAAGAACGUGUAGAGUUAGACGGGGAGACGGACAACAAAGACCCAGAAGAAGUUUUUGCCACCGAAGCCAAAGUCUCGUCAGACGUCAGUGAAGUGGUCGAUGUCGAUGCCCUUUAUAAUGAUGAAGACUUUGAACAGCAAGCCAAGCGUUUCCGACCGUCCGGCAGCCAGACCCCGAAAUCUACCCCUAAAAGCGCCAAUUGUGGAAAGAGGAAGUCUUGGAAUGGCAAACCUUCUAACUUGUUUCCGUCACCUAAAGCGCGUGGUCUUUCUGAAAGUGCCUUACUUACCCCCCCAAGACCUCCUCUCUCCGAGAGGCUGUGGAGCUGCACGGCCUGUACAUACACCAAUAACUCCUUGCUGCCAUAUUGUGAGAUAUGUGAAAGUCCUAGGAGCAGAAAAGGAGGUUCUGAGAAGCAGACCCAAGCAGCAAAUGUCUCCUGCAUUCAAGAGGAAAAAGAAAAUCGAAGUCAGAGUGAUGGGGAUAAUGAGCUUGUCGACUGUGCUCUGCAGGAGGCGCCCCCUGCUCCACAAAGUGACUUACGGGGGGAUCACUUACUAAGCAUUCAAAACAACAACUUAGAAGCCCACCCGGGGGAGGAAUCAGCAGCCACUGAACCAGAGCAUUGUCACAACUCCACUUGUUUCCCCGUGUAUGAUGGAUUAAUGUUCUGUGCCAGCAGGCAUACGGACCGCAUCUAUUUAUAUAGCAAGGAUGGAGAGCCACUGAGCUGUAAUUUCAUUCCUUUGGAUAUUAAACUGGAAAACUGGGAUGAUCUACCUGAAGCCAUGCAGCAGAAACCGAACCGAUCCCUGAUCCUCAGGUUUGUCAGAGAAUGGAACAGUUUGACAGCGAUGAAGCAGAGGACAGUCCGUAAGAGCGGCCUGAUCUUCAUCAGCCCCGUCCUGACCGCCGGAGAGCUCUCCAAGCAGCACUCGGCGCACAGCAGCACCAAGAGGUACCUGACCAAAGAAGAUGUCGCUGCCGCCUCAUUAAGCAAAGUUCAGAGCAGCGGGGGAAGCGUGAGGCUUGUCAGCAGGGAGCGCCCGCCGUCCGUCAAAGAAAAGGUGUCUCCGGGUACAGCUGCGGGACCCCCCACGCGGACCGAAGAUCCGAGAGAUGCCGGGUCCCUGCUGGACGCUGAAGGUGAAGGCUACCUGCAAGCGGUGGACAGUGCCGGGAAUCCUCUGUGCGUUUACUGCCAGGAACCCUGCCCCCAGCGCGCGGAGCGGAGUGAGGCCGCGGCCUGGGACAGUCGGUUCUGCAGCCGCAAAUGUCAGGAUGACUUCCUGAUCCGCUCCAACCAGAGCUACAUGAGGGCGAGUGUGUUUGAGACGGAGCACGGGGUGUGCCAGCAGUGCUGCCUGAACGCACACGAGCUGUUCCUGAGCGUCCGCGACGCCCCCUUGAGCCAGAGGAAGGGACUGCUGGAAAGCACGUGGAUGGCGCAGCUUCCGCUAGACCAGUUAAACGAGCUGAUCCGGAAUCCCACAGAGGGUCAGUUCUGGCAGGUGGACCACAUCAGACCCGUGUACGGCGGGGGAGGACAGUGCGCCCUGGACAACCUGCAGACACUGUGCACCGUGUGCCAUCGAGAGAGAACAGCUCGUCAAGCGAAAGAGAGGAGUCGAUCCAAGAAGCUUUCCGUGGCCUCCAAAUAUGGAUCCGAUAUCACCAAAUUCUUUACCAAAGCCUAAUGUCUCCUCCUUGUUAUAACUGAUGUGUUGUAUCCGUCAUUUUAUGUGUUUUCCACGCUCUAAAUUAUGGAGUAAAUAAAAGAGGUUUCUUUUGUUAAAUAGACAACGGCCCAAUCUGAGGUUCUAAUGACAAAAUCUGUCGAAAAUAGUGAGCGUUUGUGUCCAUACCCUGACGGAGCAGUUCUCUCCCCCCCUUUCCCAGCAGGAAGUCCUAGCAGGAUCUCAAGUGGCAUUUAAUGGAGGAAACUCCCUCAGUUUUGUAGGUUAUCAGUUUGAUGUUUAAAACCCUUUUAAAUGAGACCGAAGCAGUGACUGAAGAUCACACUUAAUGGCGGCAGUCAUUGUGCAGGGGGUCCUUCUGUAACGGCCUUUUACAUUUUCCUUCUUCAGGAGUGAUCCUUGGCUUUUCUUACUAAUUAAUUAAUUAUUAAUAUGUCUAUCAUGAUGUGAACUGGAGU